This is a messenger RNA of Cicer arietinum (chickpea), 2620 nucleotides long. Lineage: Eukaryota; Viridiplantae; Streptophyta; Magnoliopsida; Fabales; Fabaceae. The record is from RefSeq and is a predicted model, not a curated record.
AUCAUGAAUGCCGUCUUUAGUUGAUGAUCAAGCUGAAUUGCUUCGAAAGAAACUUGACAUUCAUGUGAAGGGAGUUGUAAUGGCACCGGUUUUGUCAUUCACUUCCUGUAGCCUCCCUGAAAAACUCCUGCACAACAUAGAAGCAGCAGGAUAUGAGAUGCCUACACCUGUCCAAAUGCAAGCAAUCCCUGCUGCUUUGAUGGGAAAGAACAUGCUUGUUUUGGCCGAUACAGGAUCUGGAAAGUCUGCUUCAUUUCUAAUUCCAAUAGUUUCUCGUUGUGCAACUCAUCGUUUCACUUAUGUUUCAGAUAAGAAAAAGCCUUUAGCUAUGGUGUUAACGCCUACGAGAGAGCUUUGUAUACAGGUUGAAGAGCAUGCAAAAUUGCUUGGAAAAGGAUUGCCAUUUAAAACUGCACUAGUGGUUGGUGGUGAUGCCAUGGCUAGGCAACUCUAUCGUAUUCAACAAGGAGUGGAAUUGAUUGUGGGAACACCAGGAAGGCUUGUUGAUCUUUUAAUGAAGCAUGAGAUUGAUUUAGAUGACAUAACCACAUUUGUUGUCGAUGAGGUGGAUUGCAUGCUGCAACGGGGUUUUCGAGAACAAGUCUUGCAGAUAUUUACGGCUUUGUCACAACCUCAGGUUUUAAUGUAUUCUGCAACAAUGUCUGAUGGUUUAGAGAAGAUGGCAAACUCUCUGGCAAAAGAUAUGGCGGUUAUAACCGUCGGGGAACCUAACAAACCAAAUAAGGCUGUGAAGCAGCUAGCUAUUUGGGUUGAGUCUAAGCAAAAGAAGCAGAAGCUAUUUGACAUUUUAACAAGUCAGAAACAUUUUAAGCCGCCUGUUGUAAUAUAUGUCGGCUCCAGACUUGGGGCCGAUCUCCUGGCAAAUGCAAUUACAGUUGUGACAGGAGUUAAUGCUGUUUCAAUUCACGGCGAGAAGUCUAUGACUGAAAGGAGAGAAAUAAUGCAGUCCUUUAUGGUGGGUGAGUUCCCAGUGGUUGUGGCUACCGGAGUUUUGGGUAGGGGGGUUGAUCUAUUGGGUGUAAGACAAGUAAUUGUAUUCGACAUGCCUAAUUCCAUCAAGGAAUAUGUACAUCAAAUAGGAAGGGCUUCUAGAAUGGGAGAGGAAGGUCAAGCUAUAGUUUUUGUGAAUGACGAGAAUAAGAAUGUUUUUGCAGAAUUAGUUGAUGUACUAAGGUCUGGUCAAGCGGCCGUACCUCGGGAGCUUAUCAAUUCACAACAUACCACAAGAUUUUUCUCUGGGGGAAAUGGUUCAAAGAAGAGAAAGCAUAGAUGAUGAGUUUUUGUUAUUUGCUUACUUCAAACAUUAAUUUUUUUUGCCCACAUAGAAAAUGCACAUAUAUGUUUGAAAGAUGAAGAUUACUUCAUAUUUAAGUGUACCACAUAUUCAAAUCCAGUUAGUAGGAAGUCUUAGCUGUUUAAGCCUGUAAUUAAUUACAUAAAGGAUGAGAUUGAAGAAUAGUGAAUGAUUCGAUUGUCUCUGUGCUGUUCAAAACUUGGCAUGAACCCAUGACUGUGAUAUUGUCAGAGUGACCUAUUGUCUCUAUUUUCUUACCCUAAACAGUUGGAUUCAACGAUGUAUUGUGAUUGGUUUUGUGAUGUGUUUGUAGUUCAGGACAGCGAGGUGGAGGGCUCUGUUGGCAGGGGUAGUUGCUGGGCAGUCGAUGCUUCUGACAGGGUUAGAGGCACAGCACACAAGUUUGGCCAUUUACAUUCUCAUGCGUGCUUCUGUUUUGGCAUCUCGUUGUGGGAUUAAGAGCAAAAGGUUCCGGAGAAUUUGUAAGCCUCUCACAUGGAAGCAUGGAGACAUUUUCCUCAUGUGUCUAUCUUCUUCCCAAAUAUUGUAUGUAACUAUGCUUAUCUUUCUUAUUAUUUUCAUUUAUUUAUGCUUUUUUAGCUCAGUCUCUCUUGUCUUUUGAAGAUCAUGGCAGUACCCUGGGAUUUCUUAAGAUGCUAGUCUGUGUUUCACUUGAUGGCUUCACAGUUUAAGAAUAAGACAUACUAUUGACAACACGAGUAGAAGCAGCUAGAGAGUAGAAGCAGUUGCCAGUUAGACUGCUGUACCAGCAGAAUGCUCAACUGAAGUUCAAUAUACCAUGCAUAAGCGCAGUACAAUGCUAACACAUUCGUGUAAAUAAAUAUAUCAAAAUAAGUGUCAAAGUAGACAAGUACAAAUUUAUUAAGGAAGGGUCGACGUACUUGAUUCAUCAAAGGCAUGAAUGUACCAGGAGCAUUGGAUUUUUUUUUCUUUCAGCAUAUGGCUAUCUUUAAUGUUAUCUAUAACGGAGAUUAAUAUUUGAAAAGAUGGGUACACCAUGCAUCUGAUGCAACAAAUCAUCAAGUUUUUUGUAUCAGACAUUGAUAUUUGAAGAUAAUCUUGUUUACAACUCAACUACCAAUUCAAGACACAUUCUUCAGCUUCCAUCUUUCUUUGGUACUAAAAUUGCAAGAACAAUAUAAGGGCUAACUGUUUCUUCGAACAACCAUUUCUUGCAGUUUUUCAACUUGAUGUUGGAUUUCGUCAUGCUCAUGUGAACUUACUCUCUAAGCCGAUCUAAUGAGAAUAACACCUCCAUAAAUAAAGUCAAUAGUAUGUUGGAUA